Messenger RNA from Ipomoea nil (Japanese morning glory), 1362 nucleotides. RefSeq lists its product as uncharacterized. The coding region runs from base 1 to 1362 and encodes 453 amino acids. The transcript has a single exon. Lineage: Eukaryota; Viridiplantae; Streptophyta; Magnoliopsida; Solanales; Convolvulaceae. The record is from RefSeq and is a predicted model, not a curated record.
AUGGCGUCCAUUAUUCCCACUACUUUCGAAGCCUCUUCUGAACGCACGGUGUCUGCCGAUCCUUCUGGUUCUCCAACGGUGGCUCCUCCCACUCUUUCAUCGGCGCACCACUUCGUCUCCAUCAAGCUUUCCACUCGCAAUUACCUUUUUUGGCGCACUCAGAUGGUGCCGUUUCUUCGCGGCCAGGGUCUUCUCCGGUUUGUCGACGGCUCUUUUCCAUGCCCACUGCCGGUUGCGGUCACGGCGGGUGAUGCUGCUGCUCCGGUGGAUCGCACGGCGGUUCUCGUCUGGGAGCAGCAGGACCAAGCAAUUUUGUCCAUGCUCGUUGCGUCGUUGUCCGAGGAGGUCAUGUAUCUCGCAGUUGGCCAGGCUACGUCGCGCCAGGUCUGGUUGUCGAUCGAAGGUGCGUUUGGUUCGUCGACGAGGGCUCGGGCGCUUGGUCUCCUCAGUCAGCUGCAAGGCUUGCGCCAGGGUGAUAGCACGCCUGCGGAGUUCCUGGGCCGUGCGAAAGUCAUUAUUGAAGAGCUAGCCAUGGCCGGCCGGCCGGUGACCUUGGACGAGCAGAACUUGUACGUCUUCAGAGGUCUGCGGCCUGAAUUCCGAGCGAUGGCGUCGUCACUUGUAACCUCAGGUACUCCGGUUACUAUUUCCCAGCUCUCUAAUUUUUUGGUGGCGCAGCAGUUCAUCUGCAGCGACGAUUUUCCGCCGAUUUUGGAUUCCCAGCCGGCGGCAUUGGUUUCUCGCAGAGGUGGUGGCCGGCAGUCCGGCGGUCGUGGAGGCCAGCGAGGUGGUGGCCGUUCUGCCCGUGGUGGCGGACGUGGUGGUCGAGGCCCUCGCUGCCAGAUUUUCCGCAGUCACGGGCAUACUGCCGUGUUCUGCUUUCGGUGUUACUCGGAUCAGCCGCAGGUAAAUGUGGCUUCUACGGUGGAUGGUGGUGAGUUGGCAUCGUCCGGGUCUGCUGCUGCAUGGUUUCCGGACACCGGAGCUACGCAUCACACUUCUCCGUCCGAUGCUGGCUUGACGGAUACGGAACCUUACACUGGUUCGGAUACAUUGCGCGUCGGCAGUGGUGAAGGUUUAUCUAUUACCCGUAUCGGUCAUGCUCUUAUUUCUUCUUCUAUGUCUAAUCCCCUUAAGUUGUCUGAUGUUCUUGUUGUUCCUGGUCUUUCUACUAAGUUACUUUCCGUUCAAAAAUUCUCUCGUGAUAAUAACGUCUUUUUUGAGUUCUUUCCUUCUUUUUUUGUGGUUAAGGACAUCGCUACCAACACCGUUCUACUUAAGGGACCGAGUUCUGGGGGGACUCUACAAUUUGCGGCUUCCUGUGUCGCCCUCUACGUUUCUAUCUGCUCGGGCACCGUCUAG